Messenger RNA from Cornus florida, 366 nucleotides. RefSeq lists its product as uncharacterized. The record is from RefSeq and is a predicted model, not a curated record. Gene Ontology annotation, molecular function: zinc ion binding. NCBI's taxonomy places the organism in Eukaryota, Viridiplantae, Streptophyta, Magnoliopsida, Cornales, Cornaceae. Bases 1 to 366 code for a protein of 121 amino acids. The transcript has a single exon.
AUGGAUGAUUCAAGGCAUUGCGCUAUAAAGAAAACAUGUGAUGAUAUAUAUGAAGUUUGCUAUAAAGGGGUUAGUGAUGCUGUUAAUUUGGCAAACAGAACAUGUAGUUGUAGGGAAUGGGAUGUAAGGGGUAUACCAUGUAUGCAUGCCAUUGCAUGUAUAAUUGACCAAAGGGGUAAUCCUGAAGACUUUGUUGAUAGUUGUUAUCAUAGGGAGACAUACUUGAGGACAUAUACACCUGUUAUUUUCCCUAUGCCUCUUAGGCAAAUGACACGUGAAGUUGCCACUGAUUCCAUACACCCACCAAUGGUUAAGCCCUCAUCUGGCAGACCUAAAAAGGCAAGAAAAAGGCUGUUGGUGAAGUGA